UAUGAAAUAAUAUAUGCUGCAUAUGGAAUAAUAUACAAUAUAUAUCAAUAUGAGAUUUGCUCCUCAGAUUAGAGAAUUACAUAUAGAUAUAUAGUGUACAUUCAACAGAAAAAAAAUCCUAUAUUCUUAUAAACUUGUUCAUGUCCUUUGUUUAGGAUACUUUGCUUAGGCAAAUAAAAUGUGAAAAUAAAAACCUUGUCGGCUGCAUUUUGUGAUGCUAGAAGCAACAUGUUCUCAAAGGGACUCUUAUUCUGUGAAUUACUGAUAAGGCUUAUAUAGUAUCACAUAUGUAUGUAUGUAUGUAUGUAUAUACACAUGUAUAUGUACUAUUCAUACAUCUCUUUGUACAAUUUCAGCUCCCAGACUGUUUGUGCUUUCACGUAAAACGCACAAUAUGGUUAGAAAAUGGAACCGCCAUUAAAAGACGGGACCACGUCAUUUUCCCAGAGUUCCUGACCAUGGAUCCAUACACCUACACUACCUCUAUUACAGCACAGGUACAACAGGACAGUUUGCGGGAUAGCUCUGAUCACAGCCAUUCCACUUCUGAGAGAAAUGGUGGAUCAAACCUAUCGUCAGAUUGGUCUGCAAAUAAUUAUGAUCACCAAUCUCUUUCCAUCUUGAGUAAACACGCAACCUCCAGUCAACUAGAACCCAGCUCAUUUGUGCAUGUCUCAAGAGUGCGGUGUGAACAGCUGUACAGACUGAAGGCAGUUAUUGUUCAUGUUGGAGAUGUCUUCUGUGGACAUUUUGUGACAUACCGUCGAGGAGCGAUAGGUUCACGCACGAGGAACAGGUGGUUCUACGCAUCAGAUCUCUUAGUGAGGGAAGCAACUUUAGAAGAAGUGAAGAAAGCUCACAUCUACAUGAUACUCUAUGAGAAAGUAACACAGUAACUACUGAUGCACCCAGAAGAGCAUUAUGGUAUAUAUAGAAGUUGGAAGAAGAAAAAAAAAAAGAGAAGACAUUUUACCAACUUUGCUUUGCCUGAAGAAAAUUGAAUGAUGUGAUAUACUACAGGCCGUUAAAGGUCAAACUCUUCAAAGUUCUUCCAGUUUUUUGCUUGGGAUGUUUUUAACAAAUGUGUAUUUUAGCUUUAUUUAUAUAUUACUAGAUCAAUAAGAUUGGCAAUGAUCAAGAAGUAUAUUUAAUUUUAUACUUGCAUAGCAAAACAUCUUUUAUAUUAUUGUAAUGAAGAUAUAAAAUAUUUUAGUAAUGAUAAUGCAUAUUAAACAAGAAAAUGCUGGUAGAUUUAAGAAAGAUAUAUGAAAUCACUUCAUUGGCAGAAGUGUAUAAAUAAAAAAAUGUAUCUCAUAUGCCAUACUUUUUCCCUUUUGGCCUCCAAAGCUUCAAGUUAUUUUAUGAUAAGCUCAUAUGGGAGUUCAGCAAUAUCUGAGAAUCACAAGAGAAACUAGAUUUGAUAUCAACACUUUGAAUGUAUUAUAAGUAUUAAUCAAAAUAGCCAUCAAUAACAAUUGCAGCAAGGACCACUGUAUGUUCAUAUUAAUAUUUAGAGAUCUGUAUUGAUCUGCUGAUAUAAAGGACUAUACAGA
This is a messenger RNA of Penaeus indicus, 1553 nucleotides long. Its product is annotated as ubiquitin carboxyl-terminal hydrolase 30 homolog. The transcript has 4 exons. Bases 288 to 896 code for a protein of 202 amino acids. NCBI's taxonomy places the organism in Eukaryota, Metazoa, Arthropoda, Malacostraca, Decapoda, Penaeidae. Gene Ontology annotation, biological process: protein deubiquitination. The record is from RefSeq and is a predicted model, not a curated record. Gene Ontology annotation, molecular function: cysteine-type deubiquitinase activity. Gene Ontology annotation, cellular component: nucleus; cytosol.